AUGGUUUCAGAUGCAGCAGAUUACAAUACAAAGAUGAGAAUUGGAAUGUGGAUCCGUAAGCUUCUUUGCCUUGUGCCCAUUCAGAUUGCUCGUGCAGAAAACAAUGGAAUGGUUGCUUUAAAGGAUGGACUUCAAAUCCCUUCUCAUGUUAGUUACGUGGAUAGCAUAUCACUUGCCAAUUUAAUGCGCUUUGGGUUCUACGAUGUUGUUCUCAACAGCUGGAGGGGUAAAAUUAGGGUUAUAUCUUCCAUGGGAAAGCAGAGUAGUGGGAAGUCGUAUUUGCUAAACCAUUUGUCAGGUUCCCACCUUGAUGUUUCAGGUGGGAGAUGCACUGAUGGUGUGUGGAUGACCAUCACUACAAGUGAAGGAGAUGGCUGCCUCUAUGUGCUCUUGGACUUUGAAGGGCUUGGCAGUUUUGAGCGAAGCGAACAGGAGGAUAUGCUUCUCUCUGUUCUGAACGCUGCCCUCAGCAACCUUACAAUAUUCAACAAAAAGGAUUUUCACCUUGAUAAGGAUACAGAGUCUGCUUUCAGCUGCUUCCACAGUGGGAUCAACCUAUUGGAGCAGGACAAAAAACUAUUCAAGGGCUUAUUCUACAUUGCAAUCAAGGAUGUUGAUGAAUCCGAUGUACUUGACCUUAUCCAAGAAUUCCAUGAGAAGAUAUCUCCAAUAUGCAGCAAGUCUCAGGAAAACUUCAUAUUAAAAAUGUAUGAUGGGAAGUUCGAGAUCGCUGUUAUGGCUCCUUAUAACCGGGCUGAAUAUUAUCAUGAGAGCUUGAGGGAAUUAGCACAGACGGUGUAUGAAACAGAUUCUUGCUAUGAUAAUGGUUCUAUUUUCUUGAAAGACCUUAAGCUUAUAAUUGCUCAGAUUGCUGUUAAAGAUUGGUCUUCUGUUGACAGUAAACGUGUGGCUAUCAUAGUUGACAUUGUAAGGAGAAAUCUCAUGUGUGCCAUCAAUAUGGGGUGUCUUUCUCCCACAAAUUCAGAUGAAGAAGUGCAGGAGCUCGUGAGCCUUGAUACACAGGUAGAAGUUCCUGAUAUGCCUCUUGUUGUUGGCGAGUCGAUGCUCAUCAACUUUCGAGAUUCAGGGUUGACUUUAGUACCUUCCAAGGAAUCAUCAACAUCUAGUUCUAUUAGAGACUUGUUAGCUCAAAUCAGGCUAAAACUAGAGGCCGUUGUUCCUAGGAAAGGGAGCAAUAUUGAUUCCUGGCAUUCCAUGUUGGAGAGGUUCCUUAGUGCAGUGGCAGAGAGAAGGCUUAAUAGAGUUCAACGGUGGAUAAGCUCAAACACAAUGGAUUUCUGCGGUAAUGAUGAGGUGGAGAGUUAG
This is a messenger RNA of Cryptomeria japonica (Japanese cedar), 1326 nucleotides long. RefSeq lists its product as uncharacterized. The transcript is spliced from 2 exons. Gene Ontology annotation, molecular function: GTP binding; GTPase activity. The coding region runs from base 1 to 1326 and encodes 441 amino acids. Lineage: Eukaryota; Viridiplantae; Streptophyta; Pinopsida; Cupressales; Cupressaceae. The record is from RefSeq and is a predicted model, not a curated record.